Messenger RNA from Zeugodacus cucurbitae (melon fly), 2335 nucleotides. RefSeq lists its product as uncharacterized. The transcript has 9 exons. The coding region runs from base 126 to 1889 and encodes 587 amino acids. Gene Ontology annotation, biological process: monoatomic ion transport. NCBI's taxonomy places the organism in Eukaryota, Metazoa, Arthropoda, Insecta, Diptera, Tephritidae. The record is from RefSeq and is a predicted model, not a curated record. Gene Ontology annotation, cellular component: membrane. Gene Ontology annotation, molecular function: extracellular ligand-gated monoatomic ion channel activity.
AUUAACUGCUUGUCGUUAUUUCAUGGAAUAGUUGCUGUGGAGCAGUCGCUGUGAAACGUUUAAAUAGUUAGAAAAGUGAAAAAAAAAUCAAUUAUUAUAACGGAAAAUUAAUUGCAUUAGUCAGCAUGCAUUUGUAUAACUUAUGUAACAACUAUAUUCGAGCAAUCGGCCUUUUAACGCUGCUUUUGUUCCAACUCAGCGCUGCUAACAAAUACAAUGUGUCCCUGGCACAAAUGGAUACCUGCAAGGAGUAUCGCAUAGCCAACAGCGGCUAUGGCUAUACGCAAUUCUUUCACAUACACAAAUUGGCCAACAACAAAGUGAACACAAACGAACGGUUGCAUUUGAAAUUCUACGUGCUCGCACCGAUGGACGCACACAUCCUGCUCGCGGUCAACGAUAAGCCGCUCACGCGUGAUCGCGUCUAUGAAGUGGUGAUUGGCGCCGGCCAGAAUUCCUUCUCCACCAUACGCAGUCGCAUGGCUUCGAUGCGCGUCUCCACAAGUACGGUGCCGAAUAUUUUAUCUAUAUACGAUCCGACGCCCAUCGAAAUCAUACAAACAAAGGAUGGCACACUUUCCGUUUACAUACAGGGCUUAAAGAAGGAACCACUUUUGAAUUACACCGACCCCGCGCCGCUUGACAUCAACUAUCUGAGCUUCAGUAGUUUUGGCUCAACGCCGGCGAAAUGGUACUACGACUGUCAAUUCGAUGGUUUCGCUGAAGAAAUGGAGGAGGAAGUACGUGAGCUCGACCCCUAUCACGCGCUGCUGGCGAAUUUAACGAGGAAAUCGGCGAACGCGUCGGUGCCCAUGGAUCUCAAGUCGGUCAAUUUCGCAUUCCAAUUGAAGUCGGUCGUUUACAAUCACGAAAAGUCAAUACUACACACACGCUUGCAUUUAUCGCUGUAUUGGCAAGACCCCAGACUUGCAUGGGAUGCGAAUGAGCUUGGCAUUGCGGCCAUAAGUUUCGGCUACAAAGAUGCACCGGAAAUCUGGAAACCGGAUUUAAUAGUGCUCAACGCCGCCCAUGGCAGCAAUACACAACAGGAACCCGAUAUCGGUUUGGUGAUCUAUGCCAACGGCAGCAUUACAUUGAUCGACUCGAAUGCGGAAUUCGCGACUUGGUGUGUCGACACGAAACGCAACUGGCCGCAUGAGCGCCUCAAUUGUGGACUUAUACUGGGUCUGGAGUCAUUCUCGCCGCGCACACGUGAGCCCAUCACUUUGGCGUAUGACAACACGAAACCAUUGCCAGUGGAGCCGUUCAGCAUGCUGAGCGAGUGGCAUUUCAGGCAAAUAAGCAUAGCGGAGAUUGUCAAUAAGGGUAACAAUACGAGCCGUUAUAAUACCGAAGCUAUUGUGCAAUCCAUGAACGGCGAUAUAUCGUUGGACUUUAUGAUCGAAAGGAAUGGCGCGUUCUACCGCAACGUUUACACGAUGCCAAUAUUGGCUUGUGAAACUUUGCUGAUUUUGUCUUUCUUGCUACAUGGCUAUCGGCGCGGUGGCCUCAUACUGGUGGUUUUCUUCGUGAUCUCCUUGGGUUUGAUGUUCGUCACGAAGCAUGCACCCACGGCCUAUAUACCAAACAUAUUGCACGCUUAUCGUCAUGUCAUGCGCACCACCGCCUUCUGUUAUCUAUUGCACGUGACUCUAAUGUGGCUGUUACUGUAUCCACCGAAGGCGGAACCGUUUGACUGGUUGAUGUCCUUGAUAAAUGUGUCGGCUUUGCGGUUGUUGCUUUGCAUGCGCUUGACCGAUUGCAAUGACUAUGUGAGUAUUCAGGCACAUCCUUGGCGCGAGUUGGCUAAGAUGAUCAACAACUGCUGCUUCAUCGUCGUCAGCAUAUUAUUUAUAGUCGUGGACAUACUGCUCUUGCCGAAGUAUUGAAAUCACUGAGGAACGGAAGUUAACAAUUUUAAUUAUUCUUUUCUUUUUUUCUUUAAUAUAAUUAUUUGAAAAUAUUUGUAUUUAGAAAUUAAACAAAUUAGAUAUUUUUUGUUGAAAAAAGUUCACUCGACAUUUUAUUUUGUUUUUGUUAAAAGUAUAUACAAAACAUUGAAAUAAAUACAAUACAUUAUAUAAUAUUCUCAUUAACUUUUAUAGACAAAUUCUGGGUUAUAUUACACCAUAUUCCUCAGUUACGCCAUUUUGAGCAAGCACUCGAUGACGUAUUUUAUGUUGCUGUUGCUAUCGCUUUGCCUUCGUGAACUUAAUUCCUUUGCCAUAAUGAAUAUUUUAUUCAAACAAUUGUUUAUUGAGUUAAAUACAUUUGAAACAGAGAUUAAUGAAAGUGAUGAAGAGAACAAUUAUGGUUGAGAGCGCUCAACACUGAU